GUGAUGAAUACUGGUGCGUGCAGGGAAAGUGAAUUGUUAAACUAUUUAGACCGUUGAGAAUUGCACCCUGAAGAUGAGAUUAGUGAUGAAAAUCUUCGUUCCAAUUGUGUUAUUGGCAACGGUAACGCAAGGAAAUUUCAUCAACCCGCCAAAUUUCUACAGCCUGGAUCUAAAAAAUUUCCAGUACUUCAAAUACCCAGGACGAUUAACGCCUCAUGGUGUGCAACCAAUCUAUCCAGAACCGUCACUGGCCCAGCGACUUAAGGCCAUCUAUCGGUACUUCCGCACCGUACAUGUGGGUCAUCCUAUUCAAAAGAAUAUCUACAAUAUCCCGGUCGAUCCCAAGCGAGGACUUCAGUUACGGGCAGCCUACAAGCGUCAGUUUGGCUACCGCGGCGAGAACCUGAUUGCUCUAAUCGGGAAUGGCCACUCACCCCAGGAACUGCGAUAUUAUGGAGCGAUAGGGCGAGAUUUUGGUCAGUACUGACGGAACAAAGACUGUUGUGUAGAUUGUGUUCAUAUGUGUGCGAGAAAUUAGUAUAAUUAAUAAA
Molecule: messenger RNA, 551 nt
Organism: Malaya genurostris
Lineage: Eukaryota; Metazoa; Arthropoda; Insecta; Diptera; Culicidae
Exons: 2
Coding region: 74-487 (137 amino acids)
Source: RefSeq, a predicted model, not a curated record